CUCAUUUUACUCCAUUCUCCUCUCCGAAAACCCUAGCAAACAGUGUUUUUUCUAAAACUAGGGCGUCUUUGAAGCCCUGCAGUUCCUUUCCUUUUCUCCUCUCUCCAAUCUAUAAUUUAAUUUACGCUUCUUGUCAAUUAUGGGCAAGUCUAGCAAGAAAUCAACAGCCAAAGUUGAUGCAGCUCCCCCUGUAACCAAUGAUAGGAAGUCUACAAAGAAAGGUAAGAGAGAAGCUGAAGAAGCUGUAGAGAAACUUGUGAGUGCAAAGAAACAGAAGAUAGAUGAGGGGGCAAAAAAGGCUGUUAAGAAAGAAAAGAUUGAAGUGAAGACUCAGAAAAAGAAGAAAGAGGAAUCCAGUAGUUCUGAUGACUCUUCUUCUGAGGAAGAGCAGAAGGCCAAAGUUGUAACCAAGAAGAUACAGAAGUCUGCAAAACCACCUAUCAAAGAAUCUAGUAGUGAGGAGUCCUCUUCAGAUGAGGAGGCCCCUCCUAAAGCUGCUGUUCCUUUGAAGAAGCAGCUAACAGCUGAUAGAAAUGGCUCUGUUGGUGCUGCUGCUACUAAAGCCAAGGAGGAGAGUAGUUCAGAUUCUUCAGAUGAUGAAUCUGAUGAGGAAGAGGUUAAAGUUGCAGUCAAGAAGGGUGUAAAGGCCACAAAACCACCUGUUGAAGAAUCUAGCAGUGACAGUGAGGAUGAUUCAUCUUCAGAUGAGGAGCCUCAUGCCAAAGCUGCUAUUCCUCCAAAGAAGCAGCAACUAGAUGCCAAAAAUGGGUCAGUUGGUGGUCCUAAAAAAGGCAAAGCAGGUAGUAGUUCAGAAUCUUCAGAUGAUGAAUCUGAUGAGAAUGAGAAAGAUUCCUCGGCAGUUGCCCAAGUGAAGAAGUUGACAGAAACUGGUGCUAAAAAGGCAUCUCCUUCAAGCUCUGAGUUGGACUCUGAUAGCUCCUCAGAUGAGGAGUUACCUACUAAGGCUUCAGCUCCCAAGAUUGUUUCCCAGGGGGCAACCAGAAAAAAGGCUGAAUCAAGUAGUACCUCUGAUGCAAGUGACAGUUCUGAGGAGAGUGAUUCUGAUGAAGAAAAGGGCCCUGCUUCUAAGAAGGUUGCACUACAAGCUGCAAAUAACAAAGCUCAAUCAAGUGGUGAUUCUGAUGAUAGUGAUUCAGAUGAAUCCUCUGACGAGGAUAAGGCUCCUGCUGCUGUUGGUUCAAAAAGGCCAUCUUCUGUGGCUCAAACAAAGGAAUCAAAAAAGGUGAAGCUAACUACUCAAAAGGGAAACAGCAGUUCAGAAGAGAGCUCCAGUGAUAGUUCAGAUGAUGAAGAGAGUGAGGAUGAAAAACCCACCAAAACCCCAAGGAAAAAUAGCACUGAUGUGGAAAUGGUAGAUGCUGCAACUCCACAUACAACCACAAAGAAAGCUGAUUUGCAAUCUGCUAAGAAAGCUCCCAAUACUCCAGUUACUCCUGAGGUUCAGUCUACAGGAUCAAAGACCUUAUUUGUUGGCAACCUACCUUUUGAAGUUGAACGAUCUGAUGUGGAAGGUUUCUUUGAAGGUGUUGGUGAAAUUGUUGAUAUACGCUUUGGUAUGGACAAAGAUCAGAGGUUUAAGGGCUUUGGACAUGUUGAGUUUGCCACAGCUGAAGUAGCACAGGAGGCUCUUAAAUUGAAUGGUCAAAGCUUAAAUGGCCGGCAAGUUAGACUUGAUUUGGCACGUGAGAGAGGUGAAAGGGCCUCAUAUACACCGUAUAGCGGCGGCAGGGAGGAUAGUUCAUUUCAGAAGGGAGGGAGAGGGCAGGCUCAGAAAAUAUUUGUCAGGGGGUUUGAUACAUCUCUUGGUGAGGAUGAGAUUAGGAGUUCCCUUGAGGAGCAUUUUGGAAAUUGUGGAGAGAUUACUAGGAUAUCAAUCCCAACAAAUUAUGAGACUGGCGCAAUCAAGGGGAUGGCUUACUUGGAAUUCAAAGAUGCUGAUGGUUUCAACAAAGCGUUAGAGCUUAGUGGCAGUCAUCUUGGUGAUCAGUACUUGACAGUUGAAGAGGCAAAACCAAGGAGUGAUAAUCGUGAUGGCUGGGGUAGUGGCAGAGGUGGAGGCCGAAGCAGUGGAGGGAGAAGAGGUGGUAGAGACAGUGGUGGCCGUUUCGGUGGUAGAGAUGGUGGUGGCCGUUUCGGUGGUAGAGGUGGUGGUCGUGGCAGAGGACGUGGAGCACCCAAUAAACCUAGUGUUACGGCAGCUGCCACAGGGAAGAAGACGACGUUUAAUGAUGAUGAUUGAAGGCAGAGAACAUUUUUAAGUACGUUUGGCAUAUUUGAAGUAUCAAAUUUUGUUAGUUCUCAAUCACCCGAAGAUUUUAUUGGUCUUGUCAGACUAGUAUUUUUAAUGCCCUUGUUUGUAAGGGCCAUAUGACUUCUGCUUAAAAUGGGUACGAUGGUAAUGGUUUGUAAUCGCAAUGAUUAUUUCCUAUGUAUUUUAAAAUUGCCAUUUUGGAUUGCUGAUA
Molecule: messenger RNA, 2483 nt
Organism: Manihot esculenta (cassava)
Lineage: Eukaryota; Viridiplantae; Streptophyta; Magnoliopsida; Malpighiales; Euphorbiaceae
Product: nucleolin 1
Exons: 20
Coding region: 140-2260 (706 amino acids)
Molecular function (GO): RNA binding
Source: RefSeq, a predicted model, not a curated record